AUGUGGAAAGCAUUUUCCGGCCGAAGCGAGAGCGGCAGCACUUCUGGAGUGAGGCGCAAGAAGAGCAGCAGUGGGCGCGCGAGUGCUAGUGAGGUGGGAGUGCCAUCCUCAUCUCAUCGCAGUGAAGAUGGAAGUCGAAAGCACAGAAGUAGCAAGAGCAUGUACGGCGACGACGAAGGACGGAGCGCGACUACGCCAACCAGGUCAGGCACAAAUGGACCAUUCUCUUUGACGGAAAGUGCUGUGAGAGCACUGGGCGACGGCGACGACGACUGGGAGGACGACAAGGAUGCGCGAGGUGAGAAGCGCAGCCGACAGAAAAGCAGCCGAUCGGAGAAGGAACGAAGCAGGUCGCGAGACAGGAAGGAGCGAAAGCGCGAGAGCACGAAAGAAAGUGGAAAGAGCGAAAAGUCACGUGGCAAAUCUCGCGCCGAAGAUAUCGUAGAUGGACCCAGUGACGCAAGAGGCAUUCCGGCUAUGGGGAGCUUCGAUCAAUUUCCUGGACAGAACAGCGGUGCCUUGGUCGGACCAGUAUCUCAGCAAUCUCAAUCUCAAUCCCAAUCUCAUGCGAUGUCUGGAGCUUUGCCAUCCGCCGAUCCAGCUCAUCAAUUCCCGCAGCAGAUUCCAGCCAAAUUCAGCCGACCUCGACUUGGACCGACACGAGCCGAUAGCUUCGGACACGCAUCAGAGUACUAUCUUGACGAAGGGCAGUCGGUCGACUAUCAGCCGGGAGUACGUUCGCGUACACCAAACAUGCUAGUCAACCCCGAUCUUCAUCUUCAUGCCGCCUCUGCCGCGGCUCAGGAGACACCGGACACUGGUCAUGGUUCCGCUGCAGAUUAUUAUGGCGGUGCCGCGGACCCUGUGCCUACAGCGGAGACGCGCCCGGUGCAGCCGACCAGGAAGUCCUCUAAAAGCACUGGCAAGGUAUCUUCACUUGCCAAGAUUGCGUCGACUUCAGCAGCAGCAGCCGUCACAGCUGGUGUGUUCAGCGCCACCACCAACAGACCAAGCACAAGUCAGCCAGUCACACCAUCCAGGCCUUCGCGCUCAGAUCCUGCAGACUUACGCCCUGCUUCAUCAUAUUAUGCACCAUCAUCCGCGCCCCAGCAGCGCACCACUGGUAAGUCCUCUGCCCGUACUAAUUCUAACCCUCCAGCAUAUGCAGCAGGCGGCGCGGCCGCAGGCUUAGGCGCCUACGAGACGAGUCAACGCUCCGAUCAGCGGGAGUCCUCGUACACGAACACCUCUUACCGCACUGAGACCCAGGCAGGCCAGACGAGGUCGCUGUUUGGAACUGAUGAGCGCUCAUACAAUGACGGCGGCAACACGAACCAGAAUUUCCAGUAUCACGAGCACAAAGGUCCCAUGACCCGACUCAAGGACGGUUUCUUCAACUUGAUAUCCGACCCCGACGAUGUGCGCCGCAUGGAAGAGUACACGGAGUAUAUCGGCGUUUGCAAACACUGCUUCGAUCCACGCAGUACGCCUAAUGACGGACCUCGCCAACAUCACUAUCAUCGCCGACCAUCAGAGGACUCCUUCGAGGACCUACGAAGGCGAAAGUCUUAUGAACGAAUGCAGCGUAAGAAUAGCAGCGAGACUAUGCGCAGGCGUGUUGAUAAGGAGAGCAGAUACUAUUCUGAGCGCGAUAGGCGAGAACAGAGCAGCCGGUCAAAUGUUCUUGGUGCGGGUCUGGCUGCUGCAGGAGUUGCAGCUGGAGCUAAUGCUCUAUUCACUGAUCGUAAGGAUUUCGAUGAUACUUAUAGUGUCAAGUCCGGCCAUCGCGCGAGCUCAGCUAUGCGGAGGCGGAGUCGCAGCUCUUCUCGCGAACGACGACGGAGGACCGAGCACGGUGUCACUCGGCGCGAUUCAUCGACAGAGUAUGUCACUGUACGCACAAAGGACGGUAAGCUGGAGAGGCGGCGCUCGUCACGUGAGCGUAAGGAUGGCUUUCUCGGCGCCGCUGCUGGGGCUGCUAUCGGCGUCACGGCGGCUUCGGCAUUUACCGGUGAUUCGAGACAACGUCGCGAUCAAGCUCAAGGUGAAUUUGUACGCCAUCGAGAUCGAAAUACUCCCAACGGCGGCUACACUGAGAUUCGGCGACGUGAUGAGCGCCGUGAAGACGAGGGCACCGGCAUUCUCGGUAGCUUUUUCUCUCCCUCCCAGAACGAGCGCAAAUACAGAAAUGAUGGCCGAGAGCGUCGUGGCAAACCGAAAAGCUUCUUUGGCUUUGGCGAUGGCUCGUCGUCCUCGGAUGAGGAUCUUAACUUCGGUGAGGGUUCCUCCUCCAAGACCAACCUUCCUUUACGACGUAAGCGAUCGGGACGAUCCGCACGCAGGAGAUCCAGCGAGAAUAUUGCUGCGACUGUGGUGGGCAUUGGCGUGACGGCUGCUGCUUUGGCUGCUGCGCAGAAAGGCCAUCGCCUUGCCGACCGCAAUAGUCGGCCUGAAUUGGGUGCGAGAAAGGAUGUCAAGGUUCACCAUGAUGGCCGGACUUAUCGUCCUUCUGAUGAGGAGGAAUGGGAGGACGAACUGCCGUCUGAUGUCGAUGAUGCGUCUAGCACUCAUUCUGGUCUUGCUUUCGGAAAUGGUUCGAGGUUGUCGCAUAGGCAGAGCCUGGAGAGUGUCUCAUCUGGCGAUGGGCUAAGUGCCUGGGGUUGGCGGUGGGGAGGCAAGGAUAAGAAGAAGAAGCGCCGUUCGUCUUCACCCGAUCCUGUCUACCCUCCAGAUCGAAGGCAGCAGGUUCUUGAUGAUCACAUGCAUGCCCAGCAGACCAAUGGUGGUGCACCUGGUAUCUACACAUCACCUACUGCUGUGUACCAGCAGCCUAUGCAAUACGUCGACCCUCAGCCUGUCUCGGAAGGGGGCUCGAGACAUGCAUCCAUGCCAGGCUCUUGGGAUGCUCCAAACGGACGACCAGGACCCGCUCCUCUGCAGCAGCCGCAACCGAUUGCUCCCGUCUCACCAGCUGUGAUGGAAGAUGUGGUCCAUGGUCGUCCCAUACCACGUCGUACAGCAUCGUCCCCAACACGACCUAGCUUUGGCCUUACUGACGCUGCCUUGAUUGGUGCCGGUGCCCUCGCUGCAGGCAGCAUCAUCGCUGGUCAAGGUCGUGCUCGCAAGGAUUCUAAUGUUCGUUUCGGUCUUACAGACGAACAGCAGCAGAGGGAAGAUCGCCAGCGGCGUCGUGAUCGCGAAGACGCGGAGGACGAGCGACGCCGGGCCGAUCGUACGAGGGCUCUGAAAGAUGAAGCUGGUCGACAUGCGAAGGAAGAGGAUGCGAAGAGGCGUGAGGAGGAUGUCAGGAGGAGACGAGAAGAGGAGAAUCGAGUCGCUGCCGAAGCGUCUCUGGAACGCGAGCGCAUCGGUCGACAAGAAAACGAGAGGAAAGCGGAGCUCGAACGCCAACGCAGUCGUGAAUUACAGGAAACCGAGCAAAGACGUUUGGAAGACGAGGGUCGAGCUCAGGAGCAGAGUCGGAGGCAGUGGGAAGCUAUGGCUGCCGAGGAGGCGGCGAGGGAGAAGCAGACGAAGCGGGCGCGUGAGGCGAGGAUUCAGGAGGAGAUUGAUGCUAAGCAGAGGGAACUUGAUCAGCAGGCUGAGGAGAGGAGACGUGCUGGCGAGGCGAGAGAGGCGAGGGAGCAGGGUGAAGAGGAUAAAAGGAUGAGAGACGAAGAGGAUAGGCGUUCACGUGAGGAGUCUUCUCGCAAGCCUGAGCGCUUCGAAGAUGCACCACCACCAAGGCAGUCCUCAAGUGGAUGGAGUAAUGUCGCCAUGGGGACUGCUGCUGCCGCUACGGUCGGGGCCGUCAUGGCAGGCGCCGAGCAUGGACGAAACCGUCAACGCAACGAAGAUCGUGCACGCGAGCAUGAUUCUCAUCCAGAAGGACAAGCUCUAUAUCACCCGAUCCAAGACUCGGAGCCGAUUGACUAUUCUGCCAAGCAAAUCCUGCCGGAUCAAGAAACCUCAGGCACUCCCAUCAUGGACGACGAUCUCUUCGACAAAGACUUUUUCAAGCGCAAGCGCAGUGACUCGGAGUAUGCACGAGUCGCUACCAACGCUCGUGAGGCUGAUAAGGUGGUGUCGGAUAUGGAUGAUUAUUACUCCAAGCCUGCGCCUUCGCAGGCUGAUUUCUUCGCGCCCAAGGACAUCCUCAGCCAGGACUCUGCAGGCAAGACAGCCGUUGCUGGGCCCAAUGCAGACAACGAUGCACAAAUUUACUACGGCGCUGAUGCAGAGCUGCGGUCACGCUUCGGUGAUGGGUAUGGGAAGAGCAAGCAUGCGCCUUAUGGUGUGCCAGCUCUCAAUGUCAUUUCGCCUACGCCUCCACCCAGUAGUCCGGCUUUCGGUGCUAGAAGUAAGCCUUCACUGCCUCCUUCGGCUCUUGCUCAGACGGAAGAAGUUGGACAACAGGCUGAAGAGGGCGCAAGUCAGUCGGGCAAGCGCGAUAGAAGUCGAAGCAUUUCUUGGGGUGAGGACAGGACGCAUGUUUACGACCCGCCCACGCCGGAGUCGUUCCAGGAGAGGGGGUCGUAUAUGGAGGCUAAGGAUGUCCCUACCGCUUCGUCUAGAAAUGAUUCGGCUGGGCUCGAUGAAGUCAUUGUGGAGGCUGAGGAGCCUGGUAGGAAGUCCAAGACGACAAGCUAUAAGGCUGCCGAUCUCGAAAGGGAGGCUGAGGAGAACCGGCGUCAGGAAGAGAGUAGGGCAUCCAGUACUUCGAAAUUCGCAGACAGAUACGACGCUUCGCCAGCAGAGACGCUUCCAUCGUACAAGCAGCCGUUCUACGAGUCUGUCUCGGAUAUUGGAAUGGGCAGAUUUGCAGUCGACACUCCAGGCACAGAGGGUGCGCCUCAAGUCCGCGGCUUUGUAGAAGGUGAGACAGAUGAGCCGACGCCCGUUGUGGAGGGAAUACCACAUAUUCCAGGUGGUUUCGAUGAUGACGACGAAGUCCAGACCCCUGUACCCAAAGAGUCUGUGCAGACGGAUAUCUCCCCGAGUUGGGAGCCGCCGCUCAGCAAGAAGGACCAGAAGAAGCGCGAGAAAGCUGCCAAACUUGCAGCUGCUGCGAUGGAGGCCGAAGCUUUCGACGACACCCCGACACAGCAGGUCCAGACUGUCGAUACUGCGGAGGAAGAACCUGCAGAUUACUUCGCGGCCAAGAAAGAUAAGAAGAGUAAGAAGGGUAAAAAAGGUGCCAAGUUUGCGGACACCUUCGACAGCGAGCCGGUCGAGACUACCACGCCCACUGUCACGGAAACUGAGAGAUCUGCUCCCUUGCAAAAUGAGGAAGAAGCGAUCGAUUAUGCUGUCAGCAAGAAGGACAAGAAGAAGUCGAAGAAGGCCGCGAGAUUUGCAGACACCUUCGAUAGCGACCCGAGCGAGCCUUCUACACCAAUAGUCAAGGAUGCGGAACCUUUAGUGCAAGCACCUGCAGAGGAUGAUGCGGACUUCUUCAUAAGUAAGAAGGACAAGAAGAAGCGUGAUAAGGCGGCGAAGCUGGCGUCUGCGUUCGAUAGCGACCCAGCUGUGGAAGAAGUCGAGCCUCCCGCGCAAGAGAUCUUCGUCGAUCCCGUCACUCCUGCUGGAGAUAAGCCGUCGGACUUCUUCAUGAGCAAGAAAGAUAAGAAGAAGCGCGACAAGGCUUUGCAGCGUGGGCUCUCCGAUUUCAGCCCUGCUGUAGAGGAUACUAAGCCCGGCAACCUCUAUGACGAGUCGCCAUCCACCGAGGUGACCGCUUCUGAUGCUGACUUUACGCCCGCGUUGAGCAAGAAGGAGCAGAAAAAUCGCGAUAAGGAGAUGGAAAAGCAAGGGUUUGCGGAUGUGGCUGAUACUCUAGCCGCCACUACUGGUAUUGCUGCGCUUGUAGGCGGCGCCGCUGCUCUCGCGAGUGACUCUAGUCCUGCUGAGCCGGAAGACGAGUGGGGCACGCCCACUUCUGGGAAGAAAAGCAAGAAGGGCAAGAAGAAGGGCGCAGGGCUCGAGCGUGAUAUCCGCGAUAUCGAGCCUUCCGAGACGCCUGUGACCAACCUUCCAAGCAGCAAUGAGCGGCCAUCGAUGCCUGGCAACUGGGUAAGUGAGACCAUUGAGAAGGCUGCCGAGACACCUGCAGAUGCAUACGAUCCUUUCCAGUAUCAAGUCAAGAACGAGCCGCCACCAGCGUUACAGGACAACGAGGCUUCCGCUGAUGACUUUACUACUUCUUCGUCGAAGAAGAGCAAGAAGAAGAAGCGGGACAGUGGUAGAUUCAAUGAACCUGUGGCUGCCUCUCCCUUGAGGUCUGAGUGGAAAUAUGACGAUUAUAUUGGCGAACAACCUGCGCAGGUGAAAGCCGGCGCUGAGGCUGGAGUCACUGCUGAGCCGCAGUCGUAUGCGAAUGGUCAUGCUGUGGAGUCAUCUACCGAGACGAGAGAUGUCGACGCUGGACGUGGUGGUCAGUCUGAGCUUUAUCGUGACAACGGUGUGGACUUGCCUGACCGUCGAGAGUCCCCUACAAGCCAACGCUCGGGAUCAAGGACAUUGGAGCCGGCUCAACGAAGCGAUGAGUCUGAGCAUAGCAGUCGGCGAAAGGCGAGGUCAGAAGUAGGCUACGCUGACGAUCCUGAUUAUUAUGAUGACCGCUCCGUCGCUGGAUCGGAGCCUGUUGGGUACUACGAUAGCUCUACAAGGUCGAAGCGUAGGUCUCGACACGAGGAUGACGACGAUGAUGCGAAGUCAACAGUGUCUUCGCGCUCACGUCGUGAGAAGGAAGAGCCGACGAGUUCCAAGAAGGAAAAGAAGGGUGGCUUAUUCGGACUAUUCAGCAGGAAGUCAGCAGACACUGUGCCACUGAGUCGGCAGUCGACACACUCGGACGAGGCACCGUUGAGUCGUACCUCGACACGGGAUGCUGGUGAAGAAGAUGACGAGCGCAAGCACAGGAAGAAGAAGCAUAGGGAAGGCUCAGUCUACGAUGACGAUGACACCCGUAGCGUAACAUCCGAAAGCAGAAGGAAGAAGCAUCAUCAUCGAGACGACGACGAUGUAGAUAGUCAAGAGAAGAGCCGCUCAAGCCGCCAUGGCGAUGACGAUUUCGAUACUCGUUCCGAGUCAGGACACAGACACCGACAUCACCGAGACGACAAUGAUGACGAUGACACGAUCUCUCGUGCUGGAACAGAGAGAGGACAUACACAGCAUCGUCGAAAGAGAACUGGCGGAUCUGAAUCGAAUGAUCAGUCUUUUUUAGGUGAUCGGGUAGAGGAUUUGCCGCCUCUACCCGCCAGUCCACCUGAGUCUCCGAUCUUGGCAUCAGUCAAUCAUGAGCAGGGUUCCGGCAAGCCUGUCUCGGCUGAGUCGGAUACUCGAGCUGUCUUUCCUGAGUUCGCUGCUGUCGACAACCAAGUCGUCGGCGCUGGCGUUGAUGAGCGGGGAGCUCCCGACGACUUGUAUCUUGCGGAAUUGCCUGCAGGUCAUGAUGACUCGACCAUCAUUCCGCAAGAUCACGGAGAGCAGCUCCCUGCUUUACCUGCGUCUCAUCCAGGAUCUCCUACAGCCGCAUCAGCGGAACUCGCUGACAAGCAAGCCAGUGUUCGCAGGCACAAGCCAACUCUGAGCUGGGCAGAAGAUGUCCAGGACUCGUUCCGCUCCGAUGCAGCAGUCGACACCCCAGAACGACCUGGCCUGACAGGUAGACCUGCCUCUGCUACGGCUGUUCCACUACGCUUCCCAUUCGGCCAUGCGCCACCGCAGCCACUCAAGGAAAGAUCUCUGAGCUUUGGUACACCAACGCAGUCCUCGACACCGACAUCUCCGACUUCUUCGCACAAGAAACCACGACCAACCUCGAGUGAGAUCAGACCGCUGUACCUGGUCGAACGCAACCGCAAGGUUCCGGACGUCGAGGAGGAGGAUAUGCUGCCAAGCCUACCUUCGAGCAAGCCAUCUAGUCGUGCUUCGAGUGUACAAGGCAGUGACGACUGGCACUCAGCAAUCGAGGACCCGCCAUCGCCGUGUCGUGAACGUUCUUUGAGGAUCGACACCAGCCAUGCCCAUGCAUUCCAGGCUUCCGAUGACUAUCUUGACUCUCAGCAAAAUACGCCUAAAGCUAGUGACUUUCCAGAGACGGCGUUCGAGAGGCCUACCAGACAGGAGCCGCAGUUCUACACUUGGGAGGACUUCGAACAAGACGAGCGUAUGCAUGAUCAUGAUCUUGAGCCACACAAUGACAUGCCUGUCCAAGCCAGCAGAGAUGCAGCACGUCCACCUCUGUAUGUUGAGCACUCUCAAGAGCGUACCGUCGUCCUACCACCUUUGCCAGAUAGUCCCCCGUCUUCACCAGAGAACGAGGUCAAGCUUCCGGAUAUCAAGCCACGUCGAUCGGCGAAGGCGCUUGCUGCUGCUGCCAUGUUUGGCGGCGCCGCACUGUUGGCGCACCAGACAAUGCAAUCUGACGACAACGAAGAAAGCGAGGGCCGGACGCCAAGAUCCAGCAAGUUCAAGGAGCAAGAACAGGACUUUGCAGAGGAGCGACUCCCACUUCCUGCGUCCGUAGAGCCGGAAGAGCUGAUGGAGGGAGCAUCUAAUUGGCCCGCCGUCACUCGAAUGACAUCGAAGAAGAAGGGGACGGGGAAGCAGGGUGCUAAGCAGUCGACAGAGGAGAUCAUCACGAAGGCUAGUGGAGCAAAUCUUGUUACCAGCGACUAUGCUAGGUUUAAUGGAUCUCCCGCAGUCGACCACUCCACCGGGGAUGAUGACUCCCUUCCAGCAGAGACCCUCGGAUCCGGUAUCACAGAAGGGCACGCUGCCGAACCUGCAGAAUCCAACCGCGAAUUGUACGAUCUUCGGUCCGCAGACAAUGCUGCUAGUCUCUCAAAAAAUGCAGCAGCAGCUAUGGCCUCGUCAGUAGAGCAAGACAGCGAUGUCCAACAAACAUCAAGUGACGCACUCGAGACGGAGACCUGGACCGCUCCCGCUCUUGCCCGCAAGCAGUCGAAGAAAGCCAAGAAGAAGCAGAAGACUGCGAGCGCUUUCGACUGGGACACGGCGCAAGUGGAAACCAAGGAUCGAUAUGCGGAUACAGCACAGGCUCCCGUCCCGGAAAUAUCUUCGCCUCAGAAAUACGAAUCGGUGCCCCAUGCUAGUACUGUGAGAUCAGUCGCCGACCAAGGAGAGUCCGUUUCAACCGAUCACAGAUUCCUUGAGGAGACAUUCACCCCAAGAGGAUCAGAUGUGAUCGCUACAGCAGCGGCACUCACUGACCUCGAACUAAUGGAGACCACCACGAACGAACCCGAUACCGCGGAUGCACCUGCUUUGACUCGUAAGGAAUCGAAGAAGGCCAAGAAGAAGCAGAAAGCUACAUCGGCCUUUAAGUGGGGCGAUUCGUUGAGCGAAACACCAACCGAUCAAGCCAAGGCUGCAAAGCCUACUCACAAGCCAGAUGUGAGCCUGUCCCGAGAUGACGCAGACGAUCGUGGUACUGUGGGCGAUGCCAUCCUGCCGGAAGUGUCCGUCGAAGAUCCUGUGGAAACUUCGACACCUGUCACAGAUGUCCAAGCGACGCAGACAGGCUCGUGGUCCCUUCCUGGACCAGCAGUAGUGCAAGCACUGAAGGAGGAAGAUCCGGUUGAUGCAGAGCCUGAGGCAUCCGCAUUCGAGGUACCAAUGUCUGCUGCUGCUCGCAAGAAGGCAAAGAAGGACAAGAAGAAGCAGAGACCGCAACAAGAUGAUGACGAUUGGCAGCGGAUACUGGAGACUGGAGAUGGCAAGAGUGCGAUCCCCGGCGUUGCACGAGAACUCGAUCCUGUGCAAGAUGUUAUGUCUCACUCGGCAGACAUUCCCAGGCUCGGUACAGGAGAAGUACAUACAGGUCGAAGAGUGACAUUGCCAGCAGACGUGCCACUGCCGCAAGAGCAAGACGAAAUGCUGAUAGCUCCGGUAUUCGAUGCCAGUGCCCUCGAUGCACCUGUGCAGCCCACUGAGUUGUGCAUUGCGGCUCGCGAUGUGCCAUUGCCCAACGACAAAUACGAGGACUUCAAGCCAGUGCAUGAACCCCAAGAUAUCAAGCCCGAAGCACCUAACUUUGCGAAAUUUGAUAGAGGACCGCACGAUGUACACCUGCCAGAAGAUCAGCUAUAUGACAUGGAGCCUAGCAAUACGCUUGAACGAGACUCAGCUCGUACGAUGAUGACUAGAUCGGCAUUGCCUGGAGCGGUUUCCGGCGAAGAGCCUCAUGCACAAAGUCAGCUAUCGCCCGUUCUUCGCCCCGAGGAUAUCCCUCUGCGAGCUGCAGACGAAGACGACUGGAGACCAGUGGACAGACCAAAGGUCGCAUUUAGUGAAGCAACUCGCAAUGCCGACGAGAAGCUUGCUGACCUUCAAGUUAACUCCGAAUUUUGGCCAGCAGCGCAAGUACCGCUCCCCGAAGAUGACGAAGGUUUUAUUGAUGCGGAAUCCGAUCAUGUACAUGAGCACAUCAAGCCAUUGAUCAAUAAGCCUAAGCAGUCGACAAGACCUGAGCGUACUUACGAGGACAUGGUAGUAGCUUCGCAAGACAACAGCGAUGUGCCAAGUCAGCCUCGUGCCUUCGACAUGCCAUCUGAGCCACCGACCGCCCGACCUUACGUACAGCCUGACCUGCCAGCAUCUGAGAACGCCAAAGCACUCGAUGAAAUCAGCUGGGAAUCAACUACCAAGAAAUCAAAGAAAGGCAAGGAAGGAUCGAAGUCGAAGGCCGGCGAAACUUCACAAGUCAAGACUGCCACCGACAUGGUACAAGCCUUGCCUGGCGAUAGGGCGCGCUCUGUCACGCCAUCCGCUGCGCAUGAUGCAGUAUCUUCGACGGACGGUGGACAACACGAGCCUGGAGCGGAUCAGGGUCGGGUGUCAAGCCUUGGUCCAGAUCCAUAUGCUGCUACACCUCAAGAGACCGCCGAAAGCACCGAAGUCGAGGAUCCCCAAGCGUUCUGGACACCACCUGAAUCCACCAAGAAGGGCAAGAAAGGCAAGAAGGCUCAGAGACAGGAUUUAUCUGUGGUCUCAGAGCCAGCCACAGUCGCGGACGAUGCGGUGCAAUCUUAUACGCCUGCGGCGAGGGAGGUCUUGUCUGCAGCAGAUUCACCAGUACUUGAUGAGGCAAAUUCAGAGCCAAGCACAGACAAAGAUCAGUUUUGGUCGCCUUUGCCCAAGAAGAGGAAGGGUAAGAAAGCGAAACAGAAUGUGGAGACUGCUCUAGCCGUCGAAGAUGAUGGAUUAACAUCUAAUGGAGACAACACACCAGCCAACAAAUCCAGCUCGUUUGCAACACCUCGAGAUGAUCGUGACACCGAGCCCCAAUUCAUUCCAGCUCCGGCAUCGCCGAUAGUUCCCGAUCAAUCUAAAUUCGUGAUCGACAACCUCACGCCGCAAGACCUGCCAGAACGGUCUGCAGCAGAUGACUUGUGGGAGCCGACCAAGCACAGCAAGAAAGGCAAGAAGGGAAAGAAGGCGAAGCAAAUCGGCUUUGAAGAUGAAGAGGAACCACAGACUGUCGAUCGAAGUAAAACCGCGAUCUCAGAAAGCAUUGACCAGAUCACGCUCGGUACAAAGCGUGCUUUCAACCAAGACGCCGGAGACACCUUCAGCGCCGCACGUGGUGGCAAAAUGUACACGGACAAGUAUGAUAUGGAAGAUGCUGCCCCUCAAAGAGUCCCCUCCGAAGCUGCCAUGUCAGGAAAUAACGAAUCUUUGCCAUCUCCAUCAGGAAUCCCUGGUGCGAAGGCGCAGCGCAGCAUUUCGUGGGAGUCUCACGCCUUGCAGCACGACGACACUUUACAUGCGGAACACAACAUACCCCUACCACCUGUAUCGGUGCAUGAAGCCGAUGAGCUGGCAGUCGAGCAAGCAUUUCCAGAAUCUGGCCCGAUCGACUAUGAAGAUGCUAGAUCGCAGGCAACAUCAUUGGAGGAACCUAAGGUUGUGCACGACUGGGAUGCAGACGCCAGCCGCAGGGGCUUUUCGAUGGAAGAGCACGGCCCGCCAAGCCAAAUUGAAGAUAUGAGCAACGAGUGGCCGAGUCAGGUCGUUGGAAAGAACCUCAAAAAAGGCAAGAACAGCAAGGGUAAGACUGUUUUUAAGCUAGAACCUACGGCUACGCCUACUACAGACGAAGAAAGAGAGUUUGCAUUGGAUCCAUCUUUCGAUAUCGCUACACCAGUUCCUGAAGAUGACUCGUCAUGGGCUGGGUUCUCGACAAGUAAGAAGACGAAGGGUAAGGCCAAGAAAAGUCGACAAUUGCUUCAACCUGAGUUCAACGACCAAGGUAAUUCGAGAGCGGCAUUAGCUGCGACAGAGUCUCAAGAUCCAGAGUUUGCACUACCUAGCACCGGUAUCGCACAACGACCUGACUCAGAUGAAGCCUCCAUGGCUAAACACACCAUGUACAGAGAAGAAGAGCAAGCCGCUGAUGGUGUAUUUGGCUUGCCGCCAUUGCCUGAGUCACCGCUCUACGCAGACAAGGUCUUCGAUUUGGAGACCGUGCCGGAACCACAUCAAGGUUCCACGCUUCGCUACGAUCAUGAUGGCAUGCCACCGGAACGAUGUGGAGAGCAUGGAAAUCAAGUCGGCAGCAACGACGUACACAAUGAGCAAUCGACCUCGAUCCCUCGUGAUGGUCAGAUCACAGAUUCGGAGCAAGGCUCGUUAACCAGAAGAUUCUCGACCAGUACACAUACGGGUGAUACGUUGACAGAACAGGAUGACAGGGCGCCGCGCAACGUACAACUUCAGUCUAGCGAAGGAACGACCCCAGUCGAGAGUAAUCAGGAGAGAGCCAAAGCCAGCUAUGCAGAAGUGGAGCCCACAAAUCCCGAACAAGCGGAGUCUGGCUUAGGUGCUCGCAUGUCCAAAGCGAUCAUAGGAGCAGCCGCUGUCACUAGUGCAGCUGUGCUUGGUACUUCACUCGCAGACGAUGAAGAAGAGGCCGUGCCCGAAUCCACUGCAAAGUUCUCGAAGAAGGACAAGAAGAAGGCUAAGAAGCGCAAAGGGGCUGCGUUUGAGUAUAUGGACACCGAGCCCCAGGUCGAGAGCGAGGAAGCUGUGCUUCCAGUGACGAAUCACAUACUCCUGGACAGGAAUGAUGAUUACGUACCGCUCGCCUCACGAAGAGUACCUCCAGCUUCUAUCGAGGAAGAGUUGCUUGAGCAAGCCCUAGCACGGGACCUUCCUGCUCCGACUCCAGGGGAGAUUGUCGGCGAAGGAGAAGCGCCCAAUGUACUCUCCAAGAAGUCCAAGAAGGAGAAGCGCAAUGCCAAGAAAGUCCGCUUUUCAUUCCCAGAGAUCAACGAUACUUCAAGUGAGCCAACUUCGAUGCCAGCGUCGCGGGAUGAGUACAUCCCGGUCUCAAGCGUUGAACAGCACGACGACCAGCGUCUUACUGCCGAGCCUUCACGCCUUGCUAUCGAAGAAGCAACACCACCAACUGAUGACGCCAUGUACAACUCACAGGAGAAAGCCCCUGAGAUCGAGCAAGACUCGGCUGUUGCCAAAGAGUGGCCUACCUUUGCCAUCAAGCGUUCCAAGAAGGACAAGAAGAAGGCCAGGGCGAAAGCAGGGCAAGCCGACGAUGUCAAGAUUGAGGAUGAGUCCUAUAGACCUGAAGAUGUCCCGCUUCCACGACCAACGAUCGACGAGGCAUCGCAAGAGAUUUCUCCGCCCUGUGACCUGGCUACCGACCUUGAGUCGACGUUUGCGUCGAACGACCGUCGUGACGACCCGAAGCCAACGACCGAGACAUGGCUUGCGCCGGAAGCCAAGAAGUCGGUCAAAGACAAACGUAAAGGAAAGAAUAUCAGCAACGACUUGUGGCUGUCAGAUGAAGCUCCAGCUCCACCGGUUGAGGACGAAGGCAUCGCACGUACUGAUCCGAUCGCCGAGAACGCUAUGCACAACGCCGUCGAUACCUUCUCCGCUGCAACGUUACCUGAUGACACUCCUGCUGGGGCUCGGGAAGGUACGCAUGACGUUGGAAUGACCAAUACCAGAGAAGGUCCUGCAGAUAACGCUGAAGAAAUACAAGCCGAUGCAGAUUUGGCCAUCAAGGUUUCUAAGAAGGAUCGACGAAACAAGAAGAAGAACACGAUGUAUAUGCCUGAAGUUACCGGCGUUCUUGACAACGUCCCCGCUGGUAGUACAUACGAUGCACGCAUGAACUGGAACGAGGCGCCCACUGACACCAGCAUUGACGACAAGAGAAUACCUCCCGAAGCAGCUCGUCAUGAGUAUGCUGAGCCACAGACUAGGAUCCCGCAAGACGUUGUCAUGUCCAAUGUAUCUCGGUCUACGAGAGACAACCAUCAUGAAGAUCUGGACGGGCUAGUAGAUCGACGGGCAUCUGAACAUGACGAGCUAUUAUCGCACACCACACGGGAAGUAGUGGAUGACAAGUCCUGUAACCUUGCCGCCAGCAACGACAUUGACUUUGCCGCAACCCUGGCUGCCGGCCUAGCUGAUGCUGGAUUCAAUCCUGACUUGGUAGUGAACGAUCCAGCGUAUCACAGACGAGCCUCGCCGCCUGCUACGAUGGCAGAGGCCAACCCGGAAGAAGAAUUUACGGCCUUUACGACCAAGCGCAAGAAGAAGGGCAAGAACGGAAAACGAAUCGAUGAUUCGCAAUCUGUGGCCGAGCCCACCGUGCAAGAACUAGACAAGCGAGAUCCAAUUCCGUCUUCCGGCAUGCUUUCAAAUGACGCUGCAGUCGACGCUUUCGAUACUGAUCUGGCGCUCACCAUGCAACAAUCUGGAUUCGACUCUUCCGCCAUAGAACGAGCUUUGGCAUCGAAUGAAUUCAAGUCGUCCGAUACGGCACCCGACGAUGACGGUGCGGACCUGUCUUUCGCUGUCUCACGCCGUAAGAAGAAGGGUAAGAAACAAACCCCAAUCGCAGAGUCAUCUGAAUCCCGCGAGCUAGACGCCACCAGCACUGGUGCCUUUAUCUCCAAAGACCGCACGACUGUGGACAAAUUGCCUGCACAGGCCGCUCACGGCGACAUUGGUCACGUUGAAGACCAUGCGCAAAUCCUACCGUCGACCAAUAUCGGCACAUAUGAAGCUGCUGAGUUAACUCGCGAGGCUCUCUCGGACGACGCAGAGACGAUACCAUCACACGGAACAGCAGGAAAUCGAAGCAUAGCAGCAAGCGACCCAGCAGAAUAUUUCCCUGUGGAUAACAAGCAAGAGAUGGAUGUUGACGAGAUGGACAAGGCCUAUAGUGCUUUCAAGAAGAAGGAGAGGAGGAAGAACAAGAAACGACAGCAGGUAGCCGAGCCUUCAACGGGUUCUACCAGUAUCGAAGACAGCCGUGAGCACACGCCAAUUGACGACGAUCACGCCUUUUCAGCUAGGCACGCUGGACCUGCCAGCCAGGAUCCCAUCGUAGGAGCAUCGCAUCGUGCGGCUCGAGAGUUCCAUGACACGACAAAGAUGCCACAUGCGCUCAAUAGUCUAGACCGUUUAGCGGACUUUCAACCUCAAGCACGCGGAGCCACCGAGAUGCCAAGCUUACAGGAGUGGUCUUUUGAUGCUCUAGAUAAGGACAAGACAUCACUCGCAAAUGCUUCUGAUAGCCAGCAACCUCGAAACAUGGUCAGAGAUAGCGGUUAUCAAAGUAUCGACAGUCCUGUUGUAGAGCGCCACCACCAUGAUAGUGCAGGCCCAGUCGCUCCUGAGCUGCAUACAAUUCAAUCUCAUAGCAGCCUUCGAAGUCGACGCUCAGCAGAACCAUUGCAUAUCGAUACUCCAAGCAGUCCAGCGUGGCCACUUGAGGUCGCAAAGAGAGGAAGCUCAACCCGUGACGCAUUGACGGCGCCGCGCACAUCGAGCAAAGAGCCAGCCGCCACGCCACUUGAGUCUACGACGAAGAAUAGAGCAUCAUACCUUUUCACGUCUCCUCCAGCACAGUUACGCGAUACCACAGAUCCGUUCGAGAACCACACUUCUGCACGCUCACAAGCCUAUGAUGCCCUUGUUGGCGACUCGACGCAUGACGAUGCAUCAACCCCUCGGCAGGAAAGCCACUCGCAGGAUCACGACGAGCAACACGAAUCUUAUCAUCGAAACCUUGGCCCUCUGAGCCCACGGACGCCACUUCAAGUCAUCGAAGAAGAGUCUGGCGCUACGAAACGCAGUAAAGCGGACACCGACGUGGGAGGGCCAGCCGUCAUUAAAGCUAGGCGACGAAGUGAGACACCACAAGCCAUUCGAACCUCAAGAGAGUCGUUCUCGUCUGCAGGACGGCCCUCGGUGAUCAUCCCUGCAACCAACCUGCGCCAUGCAAGCAGUCCCUUGUCAACCGAUGAGCUCAUCAAUCGACUCUCGUGGCCAGCUGUUGACGAGGAUAGGGACACGGUGAACAUUGAUCGAUCACUUCAGCGCGAUACACCGAAGCCGAUGAUAUCUGGCGCAAGGUCUCCCAGCGUACUCAGCAAUCGGUCAAGUACGAGCGUUGCGCAUCACUAUCGAUCGCCUGCAGAUCAGAGAUCGUUCUCCCGCAACAGCAACAGAAGCCUCACACCAACCCUCAGACGCAUCGAUCGAAGUCAGUCAGGUGACCUUCGGGCCGCGUCUCGCCGCAGCGAAUCGGGUUCGGCCGUUGGCGCUAGAGCGUCGACACCCAAAACAAUCCCAUUUGAAGCACCACCAACACCACCAUCAAAUGAUGAGGAUCUGAUCGUCGCCGGCGCUGCAGGCGCUGCAGUGAUGUCUGAUGUUUUCCAAGGAUAUGGCGACGCGCGCGGGCUGCAAAGCUCGCCCACGCGACCGCCGAGCGUGCGCAAGCGGCAGAGCAUGCAUAUUGUUGACCUGGAGUCCAAGCUAGGCCAACUAGAAGCCGAGAACCGAGCGCUGAGCGAUGCCCGCAACGCCUACGAACAGAGUGGCGAUACCGGAUCCUUGGCAGAGGCACUCGAGGCACGUGAUCUUCAGCUCCAAGAACGAGAGGUCGAGAUCAACCGUAUUCAGACCAUGCUUGGUCCGUUGCACGAAGAGAUCGAGCGUCUCAACGACAUCAACGGCGAACUCACAGAAGCUAACAGGAAUCUGGUUGAUGACACGAAUGGUCGCUAUGCAACACUUCAAGCCGAGCACGCUCAUGCUCAUGAACAAUGGCAAAGUACGAAUCGGGAGCUUGAUCAGACGCGAGAGACUCACAGUCGUGCAAAUGAAGGAUUACGAGACGCCGUCGAAGUGCAGGUAACCACUGCUUUGGCUGAAAAGAAUGCCGAGAUCCUUCGUCUACGAGAAGAGCUCGACAUCGCUACUGAACAGAUACGAGCGCUGCAGGUACAGAUCCAGGCUUCGAAGUCAAGGGACUUUUUGACUGUGCGUGACGAGGACUAUUUCGAUGGUGCAUGUCAGAAGCUUUGCCAGCAUGUUCAACAAUGGGUCUUACGCUUCUCAAAGCUAUCUGACAACAGAGUAUGUCGUUUAUCUACAGAGCUUCGCGAUGACAAGAUCGAAGCGCGUCUGGACAAUGCUAUCCUCGACGGGUCGGAUGCCGACAAGCUACUAGGCGAUCGUAUCCGCAGACGCGAUGUGUUCAUGUCCGUGGUUAUGACCAUGGUGUGGGAGUACAUCUUCACCCGCUAUCUCUUCGGCAUGGAUCGUGAGCAGCGACAGAAGCUCAAAGCACUCGAGAAGAUCUUGGCAGAAGUUGGGCCGCCUCGUGCGGUCGCCCAAUGGCGUGCUACCACAUUCACGCUUCUGUCCAAGCGACCAGAUUUCGCCCGACAAUGUGCGCUCGAUACCGAGGCGGUGGCUCAGGAGGUGUUCGCAUUGUUAUGUGCACUCUUGCCACCACCAUCGAACGCUGAGCAGCAACUACGGAUUUCUCUGCUCAAGGUUAUGGGUGUGGCAGCUGAUCUCGCCAUUGAGAUGCGCACGCAGCGUGCCGGAUACAUCAUGCUGCCACCACUUCAGCCGGAGUACGACACAAACGGCGACCUGGUGCGAAAAGUCCACUUCAACGCAUCGCUCAUGAAUGAACGCUCAGGCAUGUUCAGUUCGAACGAGGAACUGGAAUCUGAACGAGGAGUAGUAAAACUCGUGCUCUUCCCACUUGUGGUGAAGAAGGGCGAUGAGAAUGGUGAGGGUGAGGAGGAGAUCGUGGUGUGUCCAGCACAGGUGUUAGUCCACAACGAGAAUGGAAGAGGGAAGAAGGUGGUAAGGGUCAUGAGUGGUGCCAUGGAGAUUGAUGAUCCGAGGAGGAGUAGCAGGUUGAGUCUGGUCAGUACAGCCCCCGGGAGCACGGCGUUUUAG
Recurvomyces mirabilis is the source of this 18270-nucleotide messenger RNA. RefSeq lists its product as uncharacterized. The record is from RefSeq and is a predicted model, not a curated record. NCBI's taxonomy places the organism in Eukaryota, Fungi, Ascomycota, Dothideomycetes, Mycosphaerellales, Teratosphaeriaceae. The transcript is spliced from 2 exons. The coding region runs from base 1 to 18270 and encodes 6089 amino acids.